AGCUACUUUAUAUGUGCUUUCUUCCUUCAUUUGGUAGCCUCGCCUUUCUACAUUAGUGCCGCUUGGUCAGCAAACCCUUCCACGCCAAAACGGCCUCUUAUUGAUUUGCCCGAAGUACAAACCCUGUCACCUGGUUCCUUGUUGCUGAGUCCAGCCUGUGUCAGCUUUACAACCCCCGCCACUACUUGCUCAAAUAUAACUGGGCGUCAUUCGACACACAGUCGCCCUGGCCAAAACACAAUCCAGGAUACUCAGCCUAUAGAUGAAUGUUCCUCAAGCUCGGCGGAGCAAAGUGACAGCUCAAGUACCUUCACUACUGAUCCCUACAAGAACUGCUUUGUCUAA
Messenger RNA from Protopolystoma xenopodis, 345 nucleotides. The record is from the annotation of a GenBank genome assembly. Lineage: Eukaryota; Metazoa; Platyhelminthes; Monogenea; Polystomatidea; Polystomatidae.